GGCCCGCUUAAGGACUGAGCUCACAACUCUGGGUUUAGCAGGCCAAUGCUCAAACCACUGAGCUAUCCCUCCCUCAUGUUCUAUGGCAAGUACAUCAGAAGAAGGUGUAACAGGCUGUAAAAUUCAGCUUGAAUUCUUGGUCUCAGGAGUUCCAGGAAACUCAGAAAAGGAAUUAAUUGGAAGAAUAUUGAUCUAGACUUGAAGUGGAACGCAUCAGCAACAUAAUACCAGAUCCUGGUGCUUUUUGAAUCUUUGGAGGAUUAUAUUCUUUAGGAAUUCCUAUUGACAUUUUAACUAUCCCAUUUAGUACAUUUUUAAUCUGUUUGUUUGUACAUAUUUGCCAAGAUGAGUGCAGAAGGAUACCAGUACAGAGCUUUAUAUGACUACAAAAAAGAGAGAGAAGAAGACAUUGACUUGCACUUAGGGGAUAUAUUAACUGUGAAUAAAGGUACCUUAGUAGCACUUGGAUUUAGUGAAGGGGAAGAAGCGAAACCUGAGGAAAUUGGUUGGUUGAACGGCUGUAAUGAAACCACAGGGGAGAGGGGAGAUUUUCCAGGAACUUACGUAGAAUAUAUUGGAAGAAAAAAAAUAUCUCCCCCGACUCCGAAGCCUCGUCCUCCUCGACCCCUUCCUGUAGCACCAAGUUCUGCAAAAGUUGAAGCAGACAGUGAGCAGCAAGCUUUUACACUUCCAGAUCUUACAGAGCAAUUUUUGCCUCCGGACGUCGCUCCACCAAUUCUUAUCAAGAUAGUGGAGGCUAUUGAAAAGAAAGGUCUGGAAUGUUCAACUUUGUACAGAACACAAGGGUCAAGCAGUAUUGCAGAAGUAAGACAAAUUCUUGAGUGUGAUGCCUCAUCAAUGGAUUUUGAGCCAAUUGAUGUGCAGAUCUUAUCAGAUGCUCUCAAGAGGUAUCUUCUGGACCUGCCAAAUUCUGUCAUUCCAGCAUCUGUUUACAGUGAAAUGAUUUCAGGAGCUCAAGAAGUGCAGAGCUCGGACAAAUAUGCUCAGUUGCUGAAGAAACUCAUCAGGUCUCCAAGUAUACCUCACCAGUAUUGGCUCACUCUCCAAUAUUUGCUCAGACAUUUCUUCAGACUUUGUCAAACCUCCAGCAAAAAUCUCUUGAAUGCAAGAUCCUUAGCUGAAAUUUUCAGCCCUCUGCUUUUCAAAUUCCAGUUAGGAAGUUCUGAUAAUGCUGAACACCUCGUAAAAAUCCUAGAAGUUUUAAUCACAAGUGAAUGGAAUGAGAGACAGCCUGUACCAGCACUGCCUCCUAAACCACCAAAACCUAAUACUGUAAUUAACAACGGUAUGAAUAACAACAUGUCUUUACAAGAUGCUGAAUGGUAUUGGGGAGAUAUCUCAAGGGAAGAAGUAAAUGAGAAGCUUCGUGACACUGCUGAUGGUACCUUUUUGGUACGAGAUGCUUCUACCAAAAUGCAUGGAGACUACACACUUACACUAAGGAAAGGGGGAAAUAACAAAUUAAUCAAAAUAUUUCACCGAGAUGGGAAAUACGGCUUUUCCGACCCAUUAACUUUCAACUCUGUGGUUGAGCUAAUAAACCACUACCGGAAUGAGUCUUUAGCCCAGUAUAAUCCUAAACUGGAUGUAAAAUUACUUUAUCCAGUAUCCAAGUACCAGCAGGAUCAAGUUGUGAAAGAGGACAGUAUUGAAGCAGUGGGAAAAAAAUUACAUGAAUAUAACACUCAGUUCCAAGAAAAGAGUCGAGAAUAUGAUAGACUCUAUGAAGAUUACACCAGAACAUCUCAGGAAAUUCAAAUGAAAAGAACAGCUAUUGAAGCAUUUAAUGAAACAAUAAAAAUAUUUGAAGAGCAGUGCCAGACACAAGAAAGAUACAGCAAAGAGUAUAUUGAAAAGUUUAAACGGGAAGGAAAUGAAAAAGAAAUACAAAGAAUAAUGCACAACUAUGAGAAGCUGAAAUCUCGAAUAAGUGAAAUUGUGGACAGCAGACGUAGACUAGAAGAGGAUUUAAAGAAGCAAGCAGCUGAAUAUAGAGAGAUUGACAAACGUAUGAACAGUAUUAAACCAGACCUUAUACAGCUGAGAAAGACAAGAGACCAGUACUUGAUGUGGUUGACUCAAAAAGGUGUUCGACAAAAGAAGUUGAAUGAAUGGUUGGGCAAUGAAAAUACAGAAGACCAAUACUCUAUGGUGGAAGAUGAUGAGGAUUUGCCCCAUCAUGACGAGAGAACAUGGAAUGUGGGAAAUAUCAACAGAAGCCAAGCUGAAAAUCUGCUGCGGGGAAAACGGGAUGGAACGUUCCUUGUUCGGGAGAGCAGCAAACAGGGCUGCUAUGCUUGCUCUGUUGUGGUGGAUGGAGAAGUAAAGCACUGUGUCAUAAACAAAACUCCUACUGGGUAUGGAUUUGCAGAGCCAUAUAACUUGUACAGCUCUCUUAAAGAACUGGUGCUACAUUACCAACACACAUCACUCGUGCAGCACAAUGACUCUCUCAAUGUCACACUAGCCUACCCAGUAUAUGCACAGCAGAGGCGAUGAAGACCUUAAUACUCUGUUUUAAAAC
Messenger RNA from Chelonoidis abingdonii (Abingdon island giant tortoise), 2545 nucleotides. RefSeq names its product phosphoinositide-3-kinase regulatory subunit 1 (gene PIK3R1). Gene Ontology annotation, molecular function: 1-phosphatidylinositol-3-kinase regulator activity; protein binding. Gene Ontology annotation, cellular component: phosphatidylinositol 3-kinase complex. Lineage: Eukaryota; Metazoa; Chordata; Testudines; Testudinidae. The record is from RefSeq and is a predicted model, not a curated record. Gene Ontology annotation, biological process: phosphatidylinositol phosphate biosynthetic process; insulin receptor signaling pathway.